Pocillopora verrucosa is the source of this 911-nucleotide messenger RNA. RefSeq lists its product as uncharacterized. NCBI's taxonomy places the organism in Eukaryota, Metazoa, Cnidaria, Anthozoa, Scleractinia, Pocilloporidae. The record is from RefSeq and is a predicted model, not a curated record.
AUGAAAGCAGCUGAUUUUAAAAGGAAGAGAGGAUCUACGUACUACGAUUUGGUGCAGAUUUCCUGCAUUGAAGUUUUUCACGAUGAGAAAGCAGCGAAAAACUCCGGCCAUUGUCAUCCAGGACGCAAAGGGAAAGGCUGCCUAACACCUGUACCUGGCUGGUCUUCCCGUCAUCCUGCUCUGUCCUGCAAGCAGAUUUUGGAAGCUGGAGACUCAAAAGGAGACGGGGAGUACUGGAUCGACCCUGAGAAAAAUGGAAGUUCUUUAAAAGUAUUUUGUGACAUGACAACUGAUGGAGGAGGCUGGCUCCUAAUCUAUAACGUUAUUGCUGGAGGAACUGUGCCCCCCACCAAUUUGAAUAUUGAAGAGACAUAUGCAGGAGUCAGUCGCUACAGCAGCAACAGAAUGGUUCUCUCUCCUGACGGUAUGCGAGAGCUGAGAUCCCGCAUGUCUUUCACUCAGCUGAGAUUCCACUGCCGUAAACGGCAACAUGGACGAACGUUUCAUGUCAAAACGGCUGCGAACAGCUCUGGUGAAGCUGUAGUCGGGUUUUUCGGCGGUGAUACCGACGUUUUUCCCAAAGCCUGUGGCUCAUUUGAGAAACUUAAGGGAGACAACUCAGUCCUUGCAAGUAAAUGCGUUGAAUGGGGGAAGGAAAACGGCGUGUUUCAUGUUGGAAAAUGGGGACAUGAAGGGAAUAAGGAGCUGUAUAUAUACUCAGCAUUCAUUGCAUAUUACCAUCAUUGGGCCACGUGGCCAGGCCAUGGCAGAUGGGAAUGUGAUGACUAUCGGAACAAUUUGACGCGCGGCGACUUUUGGAAGAUUUAUGUCCGUUAAUUAAUGCAACGCUUUGCGACUCUUUAGUGGAAACCCCGUAACUGGCGUUGAAGGAGCAAACGAAGAUACAUUAA